GAGCGGAAUACAGCCCGGUGGAAAAGUUAUUUUUCCGGAAAUCUCCAUUCGUCUGGAGAAUUUUCAUCAUUUUUAUUAGGCGACACGAGCUCGGGGGACAAAGUUCUACGGCCGAUCGCGGAAAACUCCGAUUCUCAUUUCGUUACGGUCGAUCGAGCCGGAUAUUUUGAGGUUAUUCGCUAUUCAAGAUUACGCGAAACAUGAAUUUGGAGCGUUUUGUAUCGACACGUGUGCGUGAGGUCCUCGAGUCCGUUUCGGAAGCGACGAUUUUUGUUCCUUUGUCGAAUCUUACGUCGAUCCAAAGUUGUAAUUUUUUUUCGAGUCUCCUCGUUCGUUGUAGUUUCGAAACGUUGAUUUCGACGGUUCACGCACUCGCGAUUAGAAGCUCGUAAAAUUUGGAACAAAGUUUAUCAGCGAAGAUGGUCGACGGAGUGAAAUGAAAAAGUUUCGGCGCCGUGAAAUCGUCGAGAAAGUUUUACCGCCGAGUGUACGCAGACUAAAAAAUACGUUCGAAGCGCUAGACCAAGAGACACGGAGCGAGGAGAGGGAAAAUUAGCUGCGUGUAACGUUUAUAGAAACGGAGGGGAGUGAAUUUACUCUCACUUUCCGUCUCUCUUUCUCUCCGUCACACGCGUUGCUUUUGGAACUGGAAUUUUGUUCUCCCGCGUACACGAAGCACGAGUCCGGCUACGAGGGGACCAAGGGAACGACGACGACGCGCCAGUAGCUCGAGUUCCACGCGACGAGUCAACGACGUCGUUCCUACCGACACCGAUACACACACAUAUUUGUACAUUUUUGUAAACACGUGUCCAGUCGACGCUUCGCGUUGUAACGUAUCAUUAUGCUUACCAAACAACAAGAGGGUCUCAAUGGCCGUCUCCUGUUCGCUAUUGCUGCCGCAGCACUCGGUUCCUCGUUCCAACACGGUUACAACACUGGAGUUGUCAACGCGCCACAAAGUCUCAUCGAGGAUUGGAUAUCGUGGACACUGAAAAAUCGAACGAUAUCGGAUACGAAUCCAACGGGGACGACGCCAACGAAGGGCGACGUGACGUUCAUAUGGUCAAUAGCAGUGGCGAUAUUCUGCGUGGGUGGAAUGAUCGGUGGUUCGUUGGUUGGUGUGAUAGCGGACAAACUCGGUCGGAAGGGUGGUCUUCUGUGGAUAAACGUGUUGGUAGUGGUGGCGGUGGUGCUGGAGGGAUUUUCGAGGAUGGCAAAGUCCUUCGAGAUGAUAAUUCUUGGAAGAUUCAUCAUCGGUAUAAAUGCCGGCUGCAACGCUGGUCUCGCUCCGAUGUAUUUGGCGGAAAUAUCGCCGAUGCAUUUGCGAGGCGCUGUUGGAACUGUUUAUCAACUGGUAAUCACGAUCUCCAUCCUCGUCGCUCAAAUUCUGGGAAUGAAUCAGUUGCUGGGAACCGUCGACCAUUGGCCACUGUUGCUGUGCUUGACAAUCGUACCAGCAAUUUUCCAACUGUGCACGCUUCCGCUGUGCCCCGAAAGUCCCAAGUACCUUUUGCUCAGCCGCGGUAAGGACAUGGAAGCACAAAAAUCCCUGGCCUGGCUCCGGGGCACGAUCGAAGUUCAUGACGAAAUGGAAGACAUGCGAGCCGAAUACGAAUCCGUGAAACUCGUUCCACGGGUCACUCUCAAAGAAUUAUUCGUCAAUCCCACCCUCAGAAUUCCACUCUUCAUCGCCGUCAUGGUCAUGUUCGCCCAACAAUUCUCCGGCAUCAACGCCGUCAUGUUCUUCUCAACGAAAAUCUUCGAAAUGGCUCAACUUGGAGAAAGUGCCAAAUCUGCUACCAUCGGCGUCGGUGCUAUGAACGUCGUCAUGACUCUUGUUUCACUUAUUCUUGUUGAAAAAGCCGGCAGGAAGACUCUCAUGCUCCUUGGCUUCGGAGGAAUGGUCAUCGUCACCAGCCUGCUCACCGUCUGCCUCUCCUAUGCUGAUGUAUCAUCGGCCGCAGCCUACUCCUCGAUAGUUCUCGUAAUUCUGUUCGUCGUCCUCUUCGCAAUUGGGCCGGGAAGUAUUCCAUGGUUUUUGGUAUCAGAGCUUUUCAACCAGUCGGCAAGGCCCCCGGCGACGUCGGUGGCGAUCGCGAUAAAUUGGUCAGCAAAUUUCUUGGUGUCGGUGGCAUUUUUGCCGCUUCAGGAGGCACUAGGAGCGAAGGUUUUCGUCAUAUUCGCCCUGCUUCAGGCUGGCUUCACUUUCUUCAUUUGGAAGAAAGUACCGGAAACAAAGAACAAAACGAUGGAAGAAAUAAGCAGCAUGUUCAGACAACGAUCGUAUCAGUGAAAAACCCCGAGAAAGCAUUGAGCUAUACUAAUAGUAUAGUUCAGUAUGAAACAGAGUGGAACUCGUUUCCACAUUAUCGCGGUAAAUAAUGCUGGAACGAAAUCAAAGGCACGCAGAGAAGUUUUUUUUUAGUGAAAAAUCUUUCCAGAUUUAUUUUUCCCGGAUUUUGACGAAAUUUUCGUUCCGAAAGGGUUUUUUUUAAGUCCCACGACAGUUCGGGGGACUAAAAGAGGAUUUCGUUGAUAAAUAGAACGAGAGCUUUCGUAAAAAUUUGGGAAAAUAACAGAAGUAACGAAGAGCGAAACUGGUUCAUAUUGUAACGUCGAAACUUAGUUCCUAUUUAUUCCCGUGGCAGAGAGCGAUUAAUCGUUUGCCAAAAACAGUUAUCGAAUAUCCAUUAAUCGAGAAACGAAACCUCGCUCGAUAUGUGAAAUUCAGUUUUCCCCGAGCGAGUAGUUUCGUCAUCGAAUUCUCUGAUCGUUUUUCUUUCGUUUCAUUAUUAUUUUUCUUUUCAUUUUCAACGAAUCGGUGACUCGUUGUUACACACGAGAUCGAAAUUAAUGUCAUGUGCGAAUGUAUAAAUGUGUGUUUAGAGAUUGUCGAAAAAGCCAACACUUUAUGGGGGGGUUUGAAGGAUUUCGACUCUAGUCACGUAAACAAAACGUUCGUGUCGUUAUCUUUUGUCCUCUUUCAUUUUUUUAAAUAUCCAAACAAUUAGCGUUAGCAGCAGAUAAAAUUUUAAAGCAUCCAACUAUUUUUGUGUCUUUUAAAACAACGAAACGAACCCACCUGAGAAAGAAGCUUUUUCUUUAUAUUUUCUUUUUUCAUCAUUUUAUCACGCAACGAACAUGAGUCAACAAACAUCAAAGAAACAAAUAAGCAGAGAAUAGUUUAAAGUCUCAUGACAGACAGAGAUUUCGUCAUUUGUUUUAGCAUAGUUUGUACAGAACAUUAAGCCUCAUAUUUAACGAAGCAUCACCAACUUAAAAAUGUCCUUCUCAUCUCUGUGCCCCCUUCUACCUUCUCCUGCCCUAAUAAUAAUUGUAAAUAUAACCUAAAAACAGUGUUAGAUCAUGUGAAGAAUCGUGAAUGGUACAGUUACCGUUUUUAGUCCUAUUUUACGUGAGAGAUCUAUGUUAAAGCACAAAACAUUGUGAAAUAAGAAAGAAAAAACCACAAAAACAACAAUAAAAGAUAAAAAGCACAGGUUACAGUUUUCUGCAAACACAAUAAUCGUGCAAAUGUAAUGUCGUUUAACGAAACGAAGGAUCGAUACGUGUUUGUAUGUCUCUAAUCGGCGAAUUGUAGUGACUCUCAUGGCGUAACAGUGUUUUUUUGUUCUUCAUCAACGUCCUUCGCGUCUUAUUACAUUAAUUUUAAAAAUGAUAUCAAAUACUCAUUCUAUUUACACAAUAGCAAUAUAAAUAUAAAUAGAAUCACAGACGAUGUGUCGUUUUGAGGUUAAACCGCGAAGAGACAAAAAAUAAAUUGAAUAAAUGGAAUAAACAUUUAUUUGUAUAUGUUUAAGAAUAUGUGAAAUUUCGUGAGACGUAAACAUGUCGUGAUUCGUGACUCGUGUAUCCGGCGAAAGAAGGAAAGGGACAACAAAAAAACUACAAAUCGAACGAACAAAUGUCGCUUUUUUUAAUGUUAUACAUCUAUUUUCAUUACACCUGCUCGAAUAUUUUUCUGAAAGGAUAUUUAUCUAUAAAUGUACAUACGUAUAUUUAUACAUAUUUAUGUACAUAAGAAUGACUGGAACGAAGAAAAAAGCAGCACAAAUAUUCUGUCAGAUCGCCUUUGCCCGAGUCACUUUUGAUCCAGAAACGGAGAACCAUAUUGUUAGAGAAAACAAAUAUAUAAAUUUAAUAGAAAUAUAAAAUCGAAAUUGUUGAAAGGAAAGAACAAGAAAUGCACACGUUAUAACUAAUGAUUCAUUCGAACCAUCAUACAACGUUUUUCGAAUGUUUUCUUUGUUUUUUUUUUCUAUUUUUCUUCUGGAUGUAAAAAUUUGUGUACAAGAUGAUUGCAACGUUGUUGUUGUAGCAUUUAGUUGUAGUGUGUUCUUUUAUAUUUUAUCAAAGUGUAAUUAUAAAUGUAUGACGUAGAAUUAUAUUACAGCGUGAACAUUUUCCCCUGUUAAAACAACCGUUGGCACAUCUUUUUUGUUUUAUAUUAGCAGCGAGACAAAGUAAUCGACAAAAAGAAAUAUGAAUUUUAUUUCGAUACGAUGCACAAGUGGAAGAAUUGAGGAGAAAACUCUUGUUAGAGCUUUCGAGAUGUAAAUUCAUACUUUUUUCCCCUGAAAUAUUGUGUAUACACCGCAGAGCAGAGAUAUGUUGAAUCAUAUCGAAACAGCUGCGUAUGUUUCCUAAAUGAUGAAAAUAGUUAAGAAAAAUACAUAUGCUCCGUCAGGGUGUUUAAGAAAUUAAUGAAAUUACUAUCAUAUCGUUAGGACGAACAUCAGCCAAUCGCCCUGACGUUGUACGAGUGUAAUAAGUUGCGAUAUACGUAUUUUUUUAUGCUAAUAUAAUUAUAUAUAUACAUGUAUUUAUAAAACGAAUAAAUGUAUAUAUAUAUUUAUACAGAUUUAUGAUGUCCAAAUAAAGAGCAUUAAUCGAA
Venturia canescens is the source of this 4918-nucleotide messenger RNA. RefSeq names its product solute carrier family 2, facilitated glucose transporter member 1-like. Gene Ontology annotation, molecular function: hexose transmembrane transporter activity. Gene Ontology annotation, cellular component: membrane. Lineage: Eukaryota; Metazoa; Arthropoda; Insecta; Hymenoptera; Ichneumonidae. The transcript has 4 exons. Gene Ontology annotation, biological process: monosaccharide transmembrane transport. The record is from RefSeq and is a predicted model, not a curated record. Bases 845 to 2296 code for a protein of 483 amino acids.